Molecule: messenger RNA, 480 nt
Organism: Linum trigynum
Lineage: Eukaryota; Viridiplantae; Streptophyta; Magnoliopsida; Malpighiales; Linaceae
Source: the annotation of a GenBank genome assembly
AUGUUUCGAGAGGCUCUGUCCUCUCUCCUUCUGCUCUGUUUGGUAGCCGGUCGGUGGCUAGUAAGAGCCGCCGCCGGUGCCUUUGUGGUGAGUGUGCGAAAUCAGGCCAAGGCAAACUGGCUCCUGCGACCGCCAUACUCUGUUCGUAGCUAUGUCCAGGAGAAGGGUAUAAGAGAAGCCCAUCCCAUCAUCAGGCAAGAAGGGAAGAGGCCGAUGAAAUGGCUGAAGAGACCCGGUUGUGCUUCCGAUCGGAGAGGCGAAGCGAGACAGCGAUCACUCAAGCGAUCAUGGUUGCUUGCUUUUGAGAGUCCGGAGAUUUCGAUUGACCAUCAAUCAAAGAGAUGCAAACAGGGGUCACGAAAGCCCUGGCGAUUUUGGCUUCCGCAGUCGUCCGAUUUUGACGAGGAAGAACCAGAAUCCACCCCGUUCGCGGGCUGCAAUGCUCCAGUCAUUGAACCUCAAAUUACCCAGAUUAGGUGA